This is a messenger RNA of Nicotiana tabacum (common tobacco), 1191 nucleotides long. The record is from RefSeq and is a predicted model, not a curated record. NCBI's taxonomy places the organism in Eukaryota, Viridiplantae, Streptophyta, Magnoliopsida, Solanales, Solanaceae.
AUGGUGGCCAAAGAAAUGAUCAGACAUGGCUUCAAACUAGGGAAGGAUCUCGAGAAAUCAUUUCAAGGAAUAACUGAACCUGUCACCCUGACCGCCAGUGAAAAGUUCUUUGGGAUAGGCUUCCGACCCACUCUAGCUAAUAUAAGAUGGGAAAAUGAUAGAAAGAAUGAUGGUUGGGUCUUGCCUCAGCCGGUGCCGCAUCUGUACAGAAUAUUUGUCAAGCCGAAAUACCAUGAGGAAGAAGAAGAUGAGGCCUUCACAGCCGAAGAGAUUGAAGAGAUCUGUGGGGCAAUGAGGAAGAUACUAUAUAAAACCCACAUGGUCCAGCCAGGGGAGGGCUCAAGCACAGCUGAGGUGCUCCGGUUCAUUGCCCAGUUGACAUCCACAUGUGAACCCAUAUUCAAAUUGCUGAUGAAUGACGUGGUAGUUAAGUGGACAGAGGAAUGUCAAGAAGCUUUUGAUAAAAUCAAGGAAUAUUUGUCAAACCCGCCAGUCUUGGUCCCACCUGAGCCAGGGAGGCCUUUGUUCUUGUACCUGACAGUCUUAGAAAAUUCUUUCGGCUGCGUCCUCGGGCAACAUGAUGUGACCGGAAAGAGAGAGCAUGCCAUUUACUAUCUGAGCAAGAAAUUCACUAGUUAUGAAGCCAAGUACACUUUGUUGGAAAGAACUUGCUGCACUUUGACUAGGGUCGCUCAGAAGCUGAGGCAUUAUUUGCAAGCCUACACCACUUACCUCAUAACCAGGUUGGAUCCUUUAAAAUACAUAUUCCAGAAGCCAAUGCCCAUUGGGAGGCUAGCAAAAUGGCAGAUCCUGCUUAUUGAAUUCGACAUAGUAUGUGUCACUCGCACGGCAAUGAAAGCCCAGGCGUUAGCAGAUCACUUGGCUGAAAAUCCGGUCGAUGAUGAAUACCAACCUUUGAAUACUUACUUCCCGGAUGAAGAGGUAAACUCAGUUGAGGCAAUAUCCGAAGACAUCAAUGCUUGGACAAUGUUCUUCUAUGGAGCGGUAAAUGCAAAAGGUGUUGGAAUUGGGGCAAUCUUGAUCUUGCCCACUGGCCAGCAUUACCCGGCCACUGCUAGGCUUCGGUUUUUCUACACAAACAACACUGCCGAGUACGAAGCUUGCAUUAUAGGUAUGAACAUGGCAAUCGACCUAGAUGUCAAAGAACUGUUAAUCAUGAGAGAUAUUUGA